AUGCGUUUUCAUUUAGCGUUAGCGUUGCAAGCUCUGUGGAGUGGGGUUUGCCAGGCAGCCAUGCAGCACUACCCCACAGCUUGGGGGCACUACGACGUGUGUAAGUCCCAGGUCUACACGGACGAGGGUCUCACCUGGGAUUACAUGGCCUGUCAACCUGAAGCUGCAGAUAUGACCCAGUACCUGAAGGUGACGCUGGACCCCCCCAACAUCACCUGUGGAGACCCCCCAGAGACCUACUGCGCUCUGGAAAACCCGUACAUGUGCAACAACGAAUGUGACGCCACCACGGAGGAGCUGGCCCACCCUCCGGAGCUCAUGUUCGACAUCGAGGGACGUAACCCCACCACCUUCUGGCAGUCCACCUCCUGGAAAAAAUAUCCCAAACCUCUCCUGGUCAACAUCACCCUCUCCUGGAACAAGACAAUCGAGCUAACAGAUGAUAUCGUCCUCACAUUCGAAUCUGGACGACCUGAGCAAAUGGUCCUAGAAAAGUCUUUAGAUUAUGGAAGAACAUGGCAACCCUAUCAGUUUUACGCUACAGACUGCCUGGACGCCUUUACUAUGGAGCCCAAAACAGUCCGCGAUCUGACCCAGCACACUUUACUGGACAUUAUCUGCACAGAGGACUACUCCAGAGGCUACGUGUGGAAGUAUGACAAGACUGUGAGGUUUGAAAUCAAAGAUCGAUUUGCGCUUUUCGCUGGGCCUCGUCUACACAACAUGGCGUCACUCUACGGGCAGUUGGACACCACCAAGAACCUGAGGGACUUCUUCACCAUCACAGACCUGAGGAUCCGACUGCUCAGACCCGCCACCGGAGCAACCAUGGUAGACGAGACCAACCUGUCCAGAUACUUCUAUGCCAUUUCAGACAUCAAGGUCCAGGGCAGGUGCAAGUGCAACCUUCACGCCAACAGCUGUGUGUACGACAAAGAGAAGCUGAGCUGCGAGUGUGAACACAACACCACGGGCCCGGACUGCGGCCGCUGCAAGAGGAACUACCAGGGCCGGGCCUGGAGCGCAGGGUCCUACCUGCCCAUCCCCAAGGGCACCGCCAAUAUCUGUGUCCCUAAUAACAUUGGUCCAGUUAACUGCGAAUGCUUCGGCCACUCCAACCGGUGCAGCUACAUCGAGCUGCUAAACACCGUCAUUUGCGUCAGCUGUAAGCACAACACUAGGGGGCAGCACUGUCAGCUAUGCAAGCUGGGCUACUACCGCAAUGCCUCUGCCGAGCUGGACGAUGAAAAUGUGUGCAUAGAUUGUAAUUGUAACCCCUAUGGCUCAGUCAGUGAUCGCUGUAAUGGCACAGGAUUUUGUAUUUGUAAGGAGGGCACUACGGGGCCCAAGUGUCAUGACUGUCUGCCCGGAUUUAUGUGGGACAAUGGCUGCAAAUCCCGUGUUUGUGACAACGAACUCCUGCGCUGUCAAAAUGGAGGAGUGUGCGUCAACAACGUGCGCUGUAACUGUCCGGCGGCGUUCACCGGGGUCCUGUGUGAGAAAGCGCGCUGUGAGAACGAACUGGGCGGCUGUCAGGGGCCCAACUCUGGACACGCCCCUCUGACCUUUGACCCCUCCUCCAAAACCCUGCUCCUCCUCCUGCUGCUGCUGUCGGGCUGGUCGCUGCUGAGAGACGCCCCCUGCUGGCCAGUCUAA
Messenger RNA from Boleophthalmus pectinirostris (great blue-spotted mudskipper), 1656 nucleotides. It is a transcript of the gene ntng1a, whose product is annotated as netrin g1a. The record is from RefSeq and is a predicted model, not a curated record. Gene Ontology annotation, molecular function: cell-cell adhesion mediator activity. The transcript is spliced from 7 exons. The coding region runs from base 1 to 1656 and encodes 551 amino acids. NCBI's taxonomy places the organism in Eukaryota, Metazoa, Chordata, Actinopteri, Gobiiformes, Gobiidae.